CCGAGUCUCAGCAGCGCUGCUAACGCGCUGGGGGAAGCAGGGUCCUUGUCUGUGGACACCCCCUCCUUUCCAGGCUGUCUCAACUCCAGCUUUUGUCUUGCCUCCCUGCCCUUUUUUAGAGCCGGGUUCCCUGGGACUGUCCAGACCUCCCAAGCUACUUCCUGCCUGUCGGUUUCUCUUGCUAGGACAUAAUGGGGCUAGGAGGGGCAUGGAACCAACGUCAGUGCCCCCGAGUGCCGGCAGGUGGAUGCAGAGGGAGCGGGGGCUGGGUCUCUGACCUGCCAACCUUGAUGGUGGUGGUGGUGGGGGAUUUCCAUGGGAGGGGGAAGGCGCCUCUUCUCUGGCAGAACUAGGACAAGUGUCCACCCCAACCCCCCUCCUCAGGGUCUGAUCCGGGAGUCCGGGUGUGUCCCCAGAGCACUGUGCCAGACAGCUCAUAAGUCAAAGACACAGUCACUUUGGGGGCGGUGUGGGUAUACAGGGGGACCCUCAGCUGCUCUGGUCCCCCAGAAAGGAGCUACAGGGGAUCACAAAUUCAGAAUAUCUGCAGCCAUCCCCUCCUCCAGCUUGGACUGUGCCUGCAGUGCCCUGGAGUGAAACCUUCCUUUAGCUGCCCUCCCCCCUAAUCCCGGCUGAGACCAAGUCAGCUGCUUUAACUUCCCCCUCUGAGUUCCCCACGGCCUCCCAGCCUGUCUGCUGGCUCCAGAUCAGAAGCUGGACAGAGAGCCCUCCCCUCUUCCUGCCUCCUUGUUGACUAACUGGCCCUCCCCUUCUCCCCAACCCUGAAAUAUCUGAGUUUAGGGAUGGUUUUGUUGCUCCCAAUUUGUGAGUCUGUUUCUCGCCCCAGCAUCUGAACACCUCUGCUUUCCUUUGAUGCCUCUGGUCCAGGCGGGGGCAGGUGGAGUGGAGGCUGAGCAGCACAGGGGCAGAGGAGCGAGCCUGCAGCGUGGAGGUGGUUGUCACUGCCCACCCUCCCACAUUCCUGGCGCUUACCUAGUGUUGCCAGAGGCCUAAGCCUGUGCCCUGGCCCCACUACUGAGGAUCAGAAGUUGGCCACUCAGGGCGGCUCUGUGGUUUCCCGCUGAGUCCACUCCAUUCCAGACAGCUGGAGGCUGACGCUGGCAGAGAGAGGGGCUAAAGGGACCCUGAGGAGGGGAGGGAGGGCAUGGGAAGGGAGAAGCAUCCUAAGGGCUGUUUUCUGCCGAGUGAGUGAUCAUUCCAGUUUAGCCCAAGAGAGGACAUGGAUAACAACAACAGUGGGGCCCUUCUCCUGCCUGACGAAUUGAGCCUCAGGGUGGUUGAUGGGUUUGCUCACACCCUGCGGGCUGGUUGGGGCAGGUGAAGAGUGAGGGACCCAAGCUGAUGCCCUUCUUCAAGGCCACCUGCGUGUAUUUUGUGCUGUGGCUGCCCUCAUCCAGCCCGUCGUGGGUCAGCGCCCUCAUCAAGUGCCUGCCCAUCUUCUGCCUCUGGCUCUUCCUUCUGGCUCAUGGCCUUGGGUUCCUGCUGGCCCAUCCCAGCGCCACGCGCAUCCUAGUGGGACUCGUCUUCUCUGCCCUAGGUGAUGCCUUCCUCAUCUGGCAGGACCAGGGCUACUUUGUGCACGGUCUGCUGAUGUUUGCUGUGACCCACGUACUCUACGCCUCAGCCUUUGGCAUGCGGCCACUGGCUCUUCGGACAGGUCUGGUGAUGGCAGUGCUGUCAGGCCUGUGUUAUGCUAUCCUCUACCCGGGCCUCUCGGGUGCCUUCACGUACCUGGUGGGGGUCUACGUGGCCCUCGUCAGCUUUAUGGGCUGGCGAGCUAUGGCAGGGCUGCGGCUGAUGGGGGCAGCCUGGCGUUGGACUGAGCUGGCGGCUGGCAGUGGCGCACUGCUGUUCAUUGUCUCAGACCUGACCAUCGCCCUCAACAAGUUCUGCUUUCCUGUGCCCUACUCGCGGGCUCUCAUCAUGUCCACCUACUAUGCAGCCCAGAUGCUCAUCGCUCUGUCCGCAGUGGAGAGCCGGGAGCCUGUGGAAGACUACAGACUGAGCAAGGCCAACUGAGGCACCAGGGUCUGCUCACCCAUUCCCCUGGGGCUGGACUCCAGACCCUGGGAACCUGCAGGAGCUGGAUCAGGAUGGCUGCAAUGCCAGCCUGGGGCAGCAGGUACCACUUGGGGAACUUGCAAGUUUGAGGGGUAAGCCAGCAAAGGAUCUCCCAAGCAAAGCUAGUGGUACAGGACAGUGCUGAGAGCUAAGAGGGAGCCUCACGCCCUUGCUGGCGCCAGAAGUAGACAUCUCCUCGCCUCUGUCCCAUCAGGAUUGUCGGAGCCCCUGGAGGGUGCUGGUGCUUCUUAAGCCCCUCUUGCCCUACUGGGUGGAAGAGGCUGACUCCAUCUCUUAUGCCCAGGGCCAGUGGCAAGGCUGGGAUCACCCCCUCCCACCAUUUCUGGUCUGCACAGAGUUAAGGGAAAGAUGAGGGAAACCUGGGCUGAGAUGACUUGGGCCAAUGGCACGAGUCCUUCUCACAGGUCCCUAACUGGAAAGAGUGGGUGAGGGUGGAGGCUCCCUUUUCCUGUCUAUCCCUGUUACUUGAACAAUCUCAGUCUCUAAGUAGGGUAGGUGGGAAGGUGAACUGGUGUCUGUCCCCGGUAGGUAGAAGAGGGAACUUCUUUGGUCUGGGAGCUUGGGGUCCCAGGGAUUCAAGUUGUCCCCAUCUCUCUGACAGGCCAGCCCAGAGCUCAGGCCCCACACCACCCCUUCAGACUUUAUCCCUAGGGCUAGAGUGAACCAUGCCAAAGGAAGGGGCCAGCCUGCGCGCGCGUGUGUGUGUGUGUGUGUGUGUGUGUGGUCUCCUGGCCUUCCUGUGUCUUUCUCUGCCUAUGUUUCUGUCCUGCUGUCUGUCUGAGUCUCAUAGGGAGAGGGCCUCAGGGAGCUGCUGAGCCUGGCUCAGAGAGCUGGGGUCCCUCCCCACAAUGCUUACACUCUCAGUGCUUCCCUCUCUGUCCCUCCUGCACUGGGAGCAAGAGGAGGGGCUUCAAUGACACUCUGGGUCUUAAGACUAGAGGCACAGUCAAUGCAAGGGGAGCAAGGAUGGGGCAAGCCCAUCCUCUACUUCCCGUGUGAAUAAAAAUAAAAACUGAGGGCCGUUGGCUGCCUUGCUUGUC
Messenger RNA from Oryctolagus cuniculus (rabbit), 3143 nucleotides. It is a transcript of the gene TMEM86A, whose product is annotated as transmembrane protein 86A. The record is from RefSeq and is a predicted model, not a curated record. Lineage: Eukaryota; Metazoa; Chordata; Mammalia; Lagomorpha; Leporidae. Gene Ontology annotation, molecular function: hydrolase activity. Gene Ontology annotation, cellular component: membrane.